ACCACCCAGCCCAGCACCCACCAUGGCUGACACCUGCUGCACCAGGACGUAUGUGAUUGCUGCAUCCACCAUGUCUGUCUGCUCCAGUGAUGUGGGCUGUGUCAGCCGAGUCUCCUCCCCCAGCACCUGCACUGGCUCCUCCUGGCAGGUGGACAAUUGCCAGGAAAGCUGCUGCGAGCCCCGCUCCUGUGCCUCCAGCUGCUGUACCCCCAGCUGCUGUGCCCCAGCCCCCUGCCUGGCACUGGUCUGUGCCCCAGUGAGCUGUGAGCCCAGCCCCUGUCAAUCAGGCUGCACCAACUCCUGCACACCUUCAUGCUGCCAGCAGUCUAGCUGCCAGCCGGCUUGCUGCACCUCCUCCUCCUGCCAACAGGCCUGCUGUGUGCCUGCGUGCUGCAAGUCCAUCUGCUGCAAGCCCGUGUGCUGCGUGUCCAUGUGCUCUGGAGCUUCCUCCCCAUGCUGCCAGCAGUCUAGCUGCCAGUCAGCUUGCCGCACCUUCUCCCCAUGCCAACAGGCCUGCUGUGUGCCUAUCUGCCGCAAGCCCAUCUGCUGUGUGCCUGUCUGCUCUGGGGCUUCCUCUCUGUGCUGCCAGAAGUCUAGCUGCCAGCCGGCGUGCUGCACCACCUCCUGCUACAGACCCUCCUCCUCCGUGUCCCUCCUCUGCCACCCUGUAUGCAGGCCCACCUGCUGUGUGCCUGUCCCCUCCUGUUGUGUCCCCGCCUCCUCCUGCCAGCCCAGCUGCUGCCACCCGGCCUCCUGCCUGUCCCUCCUCUGCCACCCUGCAUGCUCCCGCCCAGCCUGCUGAGCCCUCUGCUCAGGCCAGGAGUCCAGCUGCUGAUGUGCACAUCCCCCAGGGCCAGCUGGCUCAGGUCCUGACCU
Pongo pygmaeus (Bornean orangutan) is the source of this 876-nucleotide messenger RNA. It is a transcript of the gene KRTAP10-8, whose product is annotated as keratin associated protein 10-8. Lineage: Eukaryota; Metazoa; Chordata; Mammalia; Primates; Hominidae. Gene Ontology annotation, cellular component: keratin filament. The transcript has a single exon. Bases 23 to 802 code for a protein of 259 amino acids. The record is from RefSeq and is a predicted model, not a curated record.